CAGAAAAGUAACUCCGACAUUUUCUCUGCUUAAACUAAAACUAAAGCGGCUCGGACUGUAGAAAAUCGGCACAAAGCUGUACACAUUCUAAUAAUAUCACACAUUUGUAGAUUUUUAAAACAUAUUGGUUUUAUUUUAUAAACGGAACAGACUUGACUUGAAGAAAAUUGACAGUUUACGCAGCCAGACAGCGUAGAUUUCAACAACAGUCGUUUUUCUACGUAGUAUGGAAAGAAAAAUAAUAAUUAAAAAAGCUAAAUGUGCACAAUUUACAAAUAUUGUCUUUUUACUACUUUUAUAUUCAUGAUGUUUCUGCUUAGGAAAGCAUCCCCACAGCAUGAUGCUGCAAUCACCAUGUUUUAACAAGGGGAUAGUGUGGUUAGGAAGACGUGGACUCAAGGUUUUUUUCCAGAGCUCCUUCAUCUGCAUCUGCAGCUGCCUUGUUAGCUUUUCCCACAUGAGUUACGGAUCUCUACAGCUCUUCCAGAGUUACCUAUGGCUUCUUGGCCCCUACAGAAACCACAACGGCAGGUUACGAAAUAUUACAUAUUUGGGAUCUCUGUAGAUUGAUUGUCCUACUAUUUUGAAACAGUUUAAUGUUAAUGUUGCUCCUGAUUAUGUCAGGUAAGAUAGCGGCCCUCUUUCAUUGGGAUUGCCUUAAGCCAUGCCUGUCCAAAGUCCUGGGUUGCUCUUUGAUAAGAUAGUCCCACAUGGGAUAACAGCACCUCUGCUGUGCCCUGACUCACAGACUGUUUGACUUGUUCAACCAGGAUGGAUCCCUCCAAAGAGAAUGUCUAUGACAGACCAGAAAAUGGGAGCAGUGAUUCUGAGCCGGAGCACUCUUACCAGAAUCAGUCAUCAGGUAUGUAUGACUUGACCGACCCGGUCAACCAGACAGAGCAAACCUAUCAGAACCAAUCGGAUGAUACCUACGAGGUGGUCAAUGAGGCAACUUAUGAAGAACCUUCAGAAGUAGAGCAUUCCUACCAGAUUCAAUUGGAUGGUACAUAUGAAGAGGCCAAUGUGGCAACUUAUGAAGAGCUUUCAGAAGUAGAGUCGUCCUACCAGAAUCAGUCUUCAGGUAUCUAUGAAAUGCCCAAUGAAGAACCUGCAGAUCAGACUCCAGAGUACGAGAACACCAGAGCUGCUGAAGAUGGAGCAUCGACUCCAAAGUCUCCGUCCCCAGAGCAGUCUCCUGCAGAGGAGAGACGAGGCAGUUCAUCUUCAGUCUCCUCAUCCUCAUCCUCAUCCUCAUCGCAUGCCGAGACCGAACACAAAGAGGAGAUGCAGGAUCACAAAACGAGUGAGAUGGAAGAAGAGGAAGAAAAACAGAGCGAGGAUGAGGAAAUAGAGGCAAAGGAAGAGAGGGAAGUGGUGGAAGAGGAAAGCAUCCCCAAGAUGAACUCGGAUGGGGGUUCACCAGAGAUGGAAGUGGAGAGGAAGAGGUCACUGGACAGAUCUUCUUCGUCUUCGUCUUCUUCUUUAUCGUCAUUGGCCUCUGAGAAGAAGGAGCCCGUGAAUGAGAAAGAUGAA
Molecule: messenger RNA, 1533 nt
Organism: Poecilia latipinna (sailfin molly)
Lineage: Eukaryota; Metazoa; Chordata; Actinopteri; Cyprinodontiformes; Poeciliidae
Product: serrate RNA effector molecule homolog
Exons: 1
Source: RefSeq, a predicted model, not a curated record